CAUUUUCAAAUUUGGAAAGUUAGAAUUCUAUGGAAAGAACCCGUCGUAAGAGUCCAGGAGCCUAUCAUGAAAGGUUCAAGAGAAAUGGGAAAAUUUGGAUUGUGCAAAAAUUUUAAAAUCGCAUUUUUGAAAUGGAAGACAAGUUCUUAGGUGACACUGAUAGGAAGUCUCAGUUGUUCUUUCCUGAGAACUUCAAAACAAAGAAAGCAAAUGUCCAAGGAUAUAUAGACUUCCAUAACCAUCAGUCACAUACUAUCCUUGAAGAGGUAAAAAAGUAUACAGCCUUGUAUAAUUUUGUGUUGAGAAGAUUGCAGUUUCUGGAUAUACCGAUAACUUGGACGACUGAGGUUUCUGACUAUUUAUCUCAAGAUAACUUUCAUAAAAGAGAAAAAUCUUCAGAAAACACAGGUUCGCCUUUUUGUAGUUUUGAAAAGUGUCAAAAGGUUCAGGUAACUUGGUCCCUUUGGCCCGAAGAUAUUUAUACCCAGUUUGAUUAUUCACAGGAACAUUUAUGUAACUUUGCAUCUACAACUGCUUUAAAAGAAUUUUCUUCACCAUCGGAAUACUCCUUCUCCACAAUAGCAGACAAUGGAAGGCAAGAUCAUCCCGAAGAACUUGAAAAAGGAGAAAAGUUGAGAUAUCCACGGAAGGAAAGAAUGAAGCAAAGCUCAUUGUUCGAUCUAACUGCUCGUUUUUUCGACAUUCUUCUUCAUUCUCCAAAUGGAACUGUUGAUUUGAAUUUCGCAAGUAGGAAACUUGAUGUCCGAAAGAGAAGACUUUAUGACGUUCUUAACGUCUGCGAAGGAGUUGGAAUACUGGACAAAGCAACGAAGAACUGUGUAAAGUUAAGGGAAAACGGAGCUGAAACAAUGACAAACAUGCAAAAGUUUUUGGAUUUGCAACGUCAACUAAAAAUGUUAGAAGACGAAGAGAGUGAGGUUGAUCGUGAACUCCUUAUGCACAACAACCCGGAAAAUCGUUCGAAACGCAAUCGCUCCCACUGUAGACUGUCUACAGUCUUUUCGAAAAAUCAUCAAAAGGAACUCUUUAUUGAAGCACCUGCUGGGUCAGUUCUAAGCGUUUUGAAACCCAAGCUUUCCACGGAUGGAGUCGAAUGGCUUUAUCAGAUUGCUGUCAAAAGUACAGGUGGACAAGUUGCUUAUAAGAUUCUAUCAGAUACUGAUCGGGUUCCGCAAGAGCCUAAUUCGUCUUCAAAGCAAAGUCGCAAAAGUUUUAAUCUCACUAAAUAUUGGCCUUGUGAAACUGUUUCUAUGUCUACAAAGUGAUGAUGAAUAUAGUCUUGUAAUACUUCACAUUAAGAGUUGUUUCAACGCUUUCUUCCGAAUAAAAAAUCUUCAACGAAU
Galdieria sulphuraria is the source of this 1364-nucleotide messenger RNA. RefSeq names its product transcription factor E2F isoform 2. Gene Ontology annotation, cellular component: RNA polymerase II transcription regulator complex. Gene Ontology annotation, molecular function: RNA polymerase II cis-regulatory region sequence-specific DNA binding; DNA-binding transcription factor activity, RNA polymerase II-specific. Bases 132 to 1286 code for a protein of 384 amino acids. Gene Ontology annotation, biological process: regulation of transcription by RNA polymerase II. The transcript is spliced from 4 exons. NCBI's taxonomy places the organism in Eukaryota, Rhodophyta, Bangiophyceae, Galdieriales, Galdieriaceae. The record is from RefSeq and is a predicted model, not a curated record.